CGGAUAUAAUGGUUCCGAUACAGUCGCUCUCUCGUGGAGGCGUUCUUCGCAAGCGGCCCAAGCGGCUCUACGAGCGUGCCACAAGUGCCCGGCGUGUCCGCUGACCUCCUGAGGCAUAAAUCACGCCAGUUACACCAACGCGCUGCCGCGCUCACAAUUUUUGUUUUCUUCGUUGCACGCCGCCGCCAUGACGAAGGCCUGCCGAACGAACAGAGCAGACGACGCAUUCGCGGCCGCCGACGCAGACGAUGAACCCGUUUUCCGGCCUCUGCGCCGCAAUAAUUGGACUCCCUUCCGAAAGAGGGGGCGACGUGCCGCACCUGACGAGACCGCCCGCAGUACCGAAGAGCAACUGAAUGUAGCUGUAAUCAGUCUGCCGCCAUCUGACGGCGGCUGCGAAAACGAAGCGUUCGAUUCCACUGCGGUGCAACGAAGCGAGGGUCCCUCGGAGCCCGCACUCCCGCCGCCGCAGCGCGAUGCCAACGUCAGUGACGGCUGCGAACCGCCAAGCUACGCAACCGCGCUUCUUAUGACGUCACGGGCCCUCGACCUGCCUUGCGUGUGCUGCUGCCCGGUGGCGUCGCCGUGCGGCGACAUCGCGAACCACGGCGGCGAGCGCGGCGUUCCGCCAGUUCCUCCGGAGAGCCGCGAUGCGCGGGAGGGACCCAUCGGCGAGGAUGCCGUCGGUGUGAGUGGUGUCGCUGCCUCGUCGAGCGUCGCGGGACGCCCUGCAGGGCCCGGGAUACGAGCGGCCACGCUGGCUCGACACCGCAACGACGUCGUGGUGGGCGCCACCCGGCUGGAGCCGGGGCCGGCCCCGCCGCCGCACCACGAAGUGCUUCCCGACAUCCUGAACGCGCACUUGCCGCCGCCGUACGCUACGCUGCCUCCUCCGCCUUCGUCGUCGGCCAGGCGGCACCUACCGCCGCCGCCGAGGCUUAGGCCGCCGCGCUGUGUUGUGGAUACCGAGGUGGUGGAGCCCAAGCAUUGCUGCGGCGUCCUGGUCACGCAGACCGUCAGCAUCCGGUGGUUCAUUGUGAUGAUCGCGUUCGUCGGUCUGUGCUGUGCUAUCGUGGGCACCGUGCUGGGUGCCCUGAAGGCGACCGGGCGCGAGCACCUCACCGUCUCCCUGCUCAUGAUCGGCGUCGGCAUCGUUCUGAUCACGGUGAGCGGCAUCGCAUGGCGGCUGACUUCGCACGAGGCCCCCUCGUGCCGCGCCAUGCUGGGACUGCGCGGCGACGAGCCCGGAGGUCGCCGGUUCGUGCCCAGGGUGCCCCCGUACGGAGGGAGGCCCGGGGGCCACCCCUACGCAGCGAUGCUGUACCCGGAGUUCCAGUACCGGCCCCCUCCGCCGUCGUACCAGGCCUCGAUGCAGGAGUACCGGCUGCGGCUGCUUCUGCUGGACCGGCAGGGCGGUCCGCCCACCCUGCCCACCCCGGUGGCACUGGCCGCCCACCACCACCACCACCAUCACCACCACGCGGUGCCCGCCCCGCCCCCCGUGGUGCCGCCCCCCGCCGCGGUGACCUCGCAGCCCGCGCCCAUGCUGUCUCCGGUGUCCCCGCCGCCCACCUACCGGUCCGGGCUGCACGCCAGGCCCGCCCUGUCCUUCCCGCCGGCAGAGCGCGAGCCGAGCCGCCCCCCGAGCUACCGGUCGCGCACCAGCUCGGCGGCGGGCGGGGGAGGCAUCCUGCGCUCGUGCGUCGGCGGCAACGCGUCGUGCAGCCAGGACACGCUGGCCACCGUGAGCCCGGCCGAGGACGAAGACCAGCGGCACAGCCGCAACCCGUCGCUGACGCUGAGCACGCUCUCGCACGAGGAGCAGCCGUCGCCCGCCGCCGCGACGAGCCAGCCCGCCGCAGCGGACACCCUGCGCCGGAGCUGCUACAACGCCGGCGUGCUCGGGGUUAGCGGCGGCAGCGUGUCGUCAUCCAACCGGAACACGCCGAGCCCUCCACCGGGCAGCUCGUCCAGGGCGCCCGACCCGCACCUGCUGCGCAAGAACCACGACGUAAACACGGUGACCAUCGUGCAGACCACGGACACGUCGCAAGUCAUCAACCAGGACACCGUGAUCGUGUCAGUGUCGGGACACAAUGCGCGCACGCUGGUGCUGCCCUCGGGACACUCGGAGGUGCAGGUGACUCUCGCGCACGUCUGACACGCGGCCACGCGGCGCCCUUCGCCGCCGCCGGACGACGCUUCCACGUCGUACGCCUGCGCGGGCAGGCACUGCGGCUGCCGGCGCCCACACGUCGCCCAGGACGACCGACCGGCGACGCGGGACGACAGGCGGCGGCGGCGCCGGGCGCGAGACGACGGCAUGCCGAUAUGCCAUGACUUUCUGCAGACUCCUGGCUACUCCUUAUGGAGACUGCAUGAACAGGGCAUCUAAGACUGUCUCCAAGCUCUCUCCUGUUUGAUCUGCCAGUCAACCUUCGAGCAUCCAGAUUCCUGAGCU
Dermacentor andersoni is the source of this 2461-nucleotide messenger RNA. RefSeq lists its product as uncharacterized. NCBI's taxonomy places the organism in Eukaryota, Metazoa, Arthropoda, Arachnida, Ixodida, Ixodidae. The record is from RefSeq and is a predicted model, not a curated record.